AUGAAGUAUAAUAUCCGUGUUAUCGCUUUAUUUAUCGCUUCUGCAUUUGCUGUCAGUACAUAUGCAGAUCCUUCAGAGCCGUCCGCUUCUAUUUUGGAUGAAAAGCCAGAGUUUAAGCCAACGAAUAUUAAAGCACCGUUCCUAGAACAAUUCACAAGUGACUGGUCAAACCGGUGGUCACCUAGUAGUGCCACGAAAGAAACAAAAGAUGGUGGUGAAACUUUCAGUUACGUUGGAAAAUGGGAAGUUGAAGAACCACGAGUUUUUCCUGGCAUAAAAGAUGAUGAAGGUUUAGUCAUGAAAACUGCAGCUGCUCACCACGCUAUAUCCGCACGCUUUGAAAAGCCAUUGGAUAAUAAAGAUAAAACGCUGAUUGUUCAAUAUGAAGUUAAACUUCAAGAUGGACUUGAAUGUGGCGGUGCUUAUUUAAAACUUUUGACUGAAUCCGACAAAGGAAUUCAAGCUAUAGAAUUCUCAGAUAAAACUCCUUAUACGAUUAUGUUUGGACCUGAUAAAUGUGGUAGUACGAACAAAGUUCACUUUAUCUUCCGACACAAAAAUCCUGUAACUGGUGUAUAUGAAGAAAAACAUAUGAAUGGCGCUCCAGCAGCGAAAAUUAGCAAAAUUAGUACUUUAUAUAGUCUUAUCGUUAGACCUAAUAACACGUUCGAAAUUCUCAUUAAUAAUGAAUCAGUUAAAACUGGAGACCUCUUAAGUGAUUUUUCACCAGCCGUCAAUCCACCAAAAGAGAUCGAGGACCCUAAUG
Scutellospora calospora is the source of this 766-nucleotide messenger RNA. Lineage: Eukaryota; Fungi; Glomeromycota; Glomeromycetes; Diversisporales; Gigasporaceae. The record is from the annotation of a GenBank genome assembly.